Molecule: messenger RNA, 777 nt
Organism: Mangifera indica (mango)
Lineage: Eukaryota; Viridiplantae; Streptophyta; Magnoliopsida; Sapindales; Anacardiaceae
Product: receptor-like protein EIX2
Exons: 1
Coding region: 1-777 (258 amino acids)
Molecular function (GO): protein binding
Source: RefSeq, a predicted model, not a curated record
AUGAAUUUGCAAUCCUUGUCUGUUCUGGAUUUGGAUAACAAUAACUUCAGUGGUGUCCUUCCUGUCUCCAUGGGAACUUUGACUUUUCUCGAGUCCCUUCAUCUUCGCAAGAACAGCCUCUCUGGAGCAGUCCCUUUAUCUCUUACAAAUUGCACAAAGUUACAGGUACUUGAUUUUGGUGAAAAUCAGUUGGUUGGAAAUCUUUCAACAUGGAUUGGGAAUUCUUUCUCAGAUAUGGUGAUUCUCAACCUGCAUUCGAAUAAUUUCCAUGGACUUUUUCCCGCUGAACUUUGCCAUCUUGUGAAUUUACAAAUCCCGGACCUUGCUUCCAACAACCUUUCUGGAACAAUACCGAGCUGCAUCAGCAACAUCAGUGCCCUGGUGACAAUAAACUUCACUGGAAUCAGCAACAGAAUUGUAUGUUCAGAUGUUGAAUCAGAAGAUUUUGUUGAAGAUACAUCUGUUGUGGUAAAAGGGCGUAUGUUGGAAUAUCACACCUCUCUUAAUCUGGCAAGACUUGUCGACCUCUCUCAUAAUAGUUUCUCAGGCGAGAUACCUGAAAAAGUGACAAAUCUGGGAGCAUUACAAACACUUAAUUUGUCACACAAUUCUUUUACAGGAACAAGUCCUGAGAAUAUUGGUCACAUGAGAUCAAUAGAGACACUUGAUUUAUCUGCAAACUAUCUUUUUGGUGAAAUCCCAGAGAGUAUGUCAAAUUUGACAACUUUGAGUAGCUUGAACUUAUCCAACAACAAUUUGAUUGAGAAAAUUCCUUAA